CAGUUCUUCAUACGCGACAUCAAAGACGGUGGAACAAAAAUAAAAACUUUUUGGAAGCAGAAGUGAAUGUCUCACAACUGUACCUCCCGCCUUCUAAUGACGUCAGGAAGAAACAAAAGUCAACAGAGCUUGAUGGAAGCAUUGCUCCUUGCAAACUCAGAUGAGGGAAUGUUCUGCUGAGCAGAACACCUCGAUCAUCCAUGUUUCAAUAAUUCAUCAUAACAUCUCAAGAAUCGGAACAAAAUGAUGAGGACAUUCUGGUGGAUCGUAGCUGUCACAUGUUUACUGUUCGGAAUUGGGCACUGUUUACCAUCACGUAUCCACGUGGGUGGAAUAUUCGAAGAUGAUGACGACGAAUCUGAUUUAGCUUUCAGAAUAGCCAUUGAUUGGCUAAAUACAGAUGAAACUUUGCUCCGAAAUUCUAGAAUGAUAGCGGAGGUGGUGAAACUUGAAACAACUGACAGUAUAAAAUCAACACAGCUAAGUUGUGGUUUACUCCAGAAAGGAGUGGCUUCCCUGUUUGGUCCACAGUCCGAAAUUGGGAGCAUGCACGUGCAGUCCAUUUGUGAUGAUUUGGAAGUGCCACAUGUUGAGGCAAGAUGGGAUUACAAAGUCCAGAGAGACCAGCUGUCCGUUAAUUUGUAUCCACAUCCUUCUGUACUUACAAAUGCAUUUGUCCAUUUGGUCAAUAUUUUUCACUGGGAAGAAUUUACCAUUAUCUAUGAAGAAGAUGAUGCAAUUAUUCGACUGAAGCCUUUUCUAGAAGAAGGUGAGAAACAGAAAUGGUCUAUUCGGAUUUACCAGUUUAAAAAUUCAAAUUACAGAGAAACGUUUUGGGAAGUGAAACAGUACAGGCAAUCUAAAGGAAGAAAGUUGGAAAAACAUGAAAUAAAGGAUCACCGUAUUGUUUUGGAUGUGCCACGAAAAAAUCUCUAUACAGUUCUGAAGGCAGCUCAACAGGUGGGAAUGAUGACAGAACACCAAAAAUUCUUGAUAACAUCUUUGGAUCUACACACUAUUGAUUUGGAUGACUUUCAAUACAGUAAGACCAAUAUUACUGGCCUGAGGUUAGUCCAAGAAGAAUCCAAAGAAUUCCAAUUGCUUCUGGAAGAGGUGAAUGAAAGAUUGGUCAGACGGAGGGAACAACCACCCCUGAGGACGCUCAAGACAGAAUCAGUAUUGAUGUAUGACAGUGUGAAAAGACUUGCUUAUGCCCUUGAACAAAUGGAUAGUGCCAAAAACAUUGCAGUUUUUCCACCCAUUUCUUGUAACCUUAUGAAUAAAGGCAUAGACGGAACAAGUUUAUUCAAUUUCAUGAAAAAUGGAAAGACAACUGGACUCUCCGGACUGAUUGAAUUUGAUCCGGAAGGUUUCAGAUCAGCGGUGAGUUUGGACGUGAUGUACGUUACGCAACAAGGUCUGAAAAAGAUUGGUUAUAUUUUGCCAGACAAAGGAAUAAAUGUGACGUCGCCUGAAUCUUCUGAUUUUGAGUAUACUGAUUUGGAAAACUCGCAUUUCAAAGUUGCAACAGUCAUUGUCGAUCCCUACACAAUGUAUGCAGAGUCAUCUGAGAAGAAGGUUGGAAAUGAUCGAUAUGAAGGCUUUGCUAUGGAUUUGCUUGAAGCUCUCUCUGCGAAAUUGCGCUUCACCUACGAAGUGCACGUGGUGCAAGAGAAAAACAAGUCCAAUUACGGUUCCCAAGACGCAGUCACAAAAGAAUGGAGUGGAAUGAUUGGAAGGGUAAUGAGAGGUGAGGCUGACCUAGCAAUCGCUGAUUUUACAAUUACAACAAGCAGGCUAGCAGUAGUGGAUUUUACUCACCCAUUUAUGCAGACAGGAAUUGGAAUACUUUUCAAGAAACCCACGGAAAAGGUCACAUCCUUGUUUUCCUUUCUUUCACCGUUUUCAGGAGGUGUAUGGGUCCUUGUGAUGGCAGCUUACACAUUCAUCAGUAUCAGCUAUUUUUUGGUGGGAAGACUGAGUCCGUAUGAAUGGGCUAAUCCACACCCAUGUCGACAAAAUGAUCAAGUGGAAGAGAAUGUGUUCAGUCUUUUAAAUAGCAUGUGGUUUGCUAUUGGAUCACUUAUGCAGCAAGGAUCAGAUAUUGCUCCUACAGCCAUGUCAACUCGCGCAGUUACAAGUAUUUGGUAUUUUUUCUGUCUCAUCAUGAUAUCAUCUUAUACUGCUAAUCUUGCGUCAUUUUUAACGGUUCAAAAAUUAGUAUCUCCAAUCAAUAACGCCAAUGAGUUGGCAAACCAGGAGAAGAUUAAGUACGGCUGUCUUGAAGAUGGUUCAACGCACAGAUUUUUUAAGGAUGCUAAUUUGACUACAUAUAAAAAGAUGAAUGAGUUUAUGAAAAAACAUCACGCUGAAGUUAUGGUAAAGAGCAAUGACGAGGGCAUUCGAAAAGUAAAAGAGGGCAACUACGCAUAUUUGAUGGAAGUUACGUCAAUUGAAUAUAAAACUGAAAGAGAAUGUAAUCUUACUCAAGUUGGAAGUCCCCUGGACUCUAAAUCAUAUGGAAUCGCCAUAAAGAAAGACAGACACAAAUUAAGAGAUUGGCUCUCGAAAGGGGUUUUGAAGCUUACAGAGGAAGGAAAACUUCACACCUUCAAGGAGCGUUGGUGGAAGCAGAAAAAGGGUGGCGGAAGUUGCGUCGUCAGCAGUUCCGGUUCUGUAACUGAACUUGGUCUGGGAAAUGUAGGAGGCGUAUUCUUGGUCAUGUUAAUGGGAAUAUGUUUAUCAGCUUGCAUGGGAGUUGUGGAAUUUUUAUGGUUCCAGAGAAAACUACAAAAAACAUCUCAGGAGUCUGUGUUUAAACUUUUGAUGAAAGAAAUCAAGUAUGCUGUGACCUGUGGCAGUUCAUCUAAAGCUGCUCCAAAAUUAAAGAAGAAAAACAGCAAGGAAACAGAAGAAGAAGUUACAAAGACAUUACCUGGUUAUAACUCAUUUUAUUGAUCAUCCAAAUAAAUAAAUUCCCUUUUAUUGUUUUAUAUGAGAUUUUUUAACACUUUUUUCCUAAUGGAUUGCUUAUAUGACUGAGUAGUGUAGACAUUUUUUCACAAAAUAAUAAAAACCACACCCUUUUUA
Messenger RNA from Parasteatoda tepidariorum (common house spider), 3090 nucleotides. Its product is annotated as glutamate receptor ionotropic, kainate 2. Gene Ontology annotation, molecular function: ligand-gated monoatomic ion channel activity; signaling receptor activity. Lineage: Eukaryota; Metazoa; Arthropoda; Arachnida; Araneae; Theridiidae. The record is from RefSeq and is a predicted model, not a curated record. Gene Ontology annotation, cellular component: membrane. Gene Ontology annotation, biological process: monoatomic ion transport.